GCGGGCAGGGCGCGAUGACGUCACGGUGACGGCGUCAGGCCGGGACGAGCGAGCGGAGCCGAGCGGGCCGGGCCGCGGGAGGCAGGUUUUUGGCUGCUGGAAUGGGGGAGUACGGAGUCGCUCCAGGCCAGCGCGUGGCCAUCGUCUGGGACAGCUCCUCGCCGGUCGAAGCCCUGAAGGAUUUGGUGGAUAAAGUCCAGGCACUGGUGGGAGCUGAUAAUUGUGUCUCUGUGGAAAAUGUUAACCAGCUGCCUCAGUCGGCUCACAGGGAGUCCAGUUUUGACGUAAUCCUCUCUGGCAUGGUCCCGGGCAGUACAGCACAGCACAGUGUGGAGCUCUUGGCAGAAAUAGCUCGGAUACUUAAGCCAGGAGGCCGUGUCCUCCUGAAAGAACCAGUGGUUACAGAAUCAGGAGACAAUGGCAAAAUCAAGACUGCAGCCAAGCUCCUCACAACUCUGACUCUCUCUGGGUUGGUGGAAGUGAAGGAGCUGCAAAAGGAAGUGCUGACCCCAGAGGAGGCCCAGUCUGCUGGAGAACAUCUGGGUUACCAAGGCAAUGACCUUCUGGUUAUUCAGAUAGAAGGCAGGAAGCCCAAUUUCGAAGUGGGAUCCUCAAGUCAGCUCAAACUUUCCUUUGCCAAGACACCUGGUCCUUCAGGAAAACCCUCUGUGGACCCAGCUGCUGCCAAGCUGUGGACACUGUCUGCCAAUGAUAUGAAUGAUGAAGGGAUGGAUCUUUUGGACUCUGAUGAGCUGUUGGAUUCAGAGGAUUUGAAAAAGCCAGAUCCAUCAUCCCUCAGAGCUCCAUCCUGCAAAGAAAUGGGGAAAAAGAAAGCCUGCAAGAACUGCACAUGUGGCCUGGCUGAAGAAUUGGAGCAGAAGAAGAGCUCACAGCCCAAAUCUGCCUGUGGAAAUUGCUACCUGGGGGAUGCAUUCCGCUGUGCCAGCUGCCCUUACCUGGGGAUGCCUGCCUUCAAGCCUGGGGAGAAGAUUCUCCUGCAGGAGAACCAGCUGCACGAUGCCUAACAAAGAUGUGUCCUGCCAAGGACUCUGCUGCUUUUCCAUCACUGAGGUUCUUCCUGCAGUCCUCCUCAUCCUCUCAAACUCAUGCUCUCCAGCUGAUACU
This is a messenger RNA of Ficedula albicollis (Collared flycatcher), 1125 nucleotides long. It is a transcript of the gene CIAPIN1, whose product is annotated as cytokine induced apoptosis inhibitor 1. The transcript has 9 exons. Gene Ontology annotation, molecular function: iron-sulfur cluster binding. The coding region runs from base 102 to 1025 and encodes 307 amino acids. The record is from RefSeq and is a predicted model, not a curated record. Gene Ontology annotation, cellular component: cytoplasm. Gene Ontology annotation, biological process: iron-sulfur cluster assembly. NCBI's taxonomy places the organism in Eukaryota, Metazoa, Chordata, Aves, Passeriformes, Muscicapidae.